CGGAGUUAAAUUGUUCUUCAAAGCUUCAAAUCAAAAUGGACCCUCGCUUCUGCUUGUGUCUUUUUCACUCUGAAUUUUCUUCGCUGAAUUUAACAUAUGUAUUGGAAUUGUAGAGUUGGAAUAAUUUUUUUCUUCCCUCUGCAAUGACAAAGAACAGAGAUACCAAUCACUACAAAAAAAAAAAAAAAUAAGAUUGAAAUGCGAAUGGUUUGAUUCUGAAAGUGGCAUUAGUUUUUCUUUUGCUUUAUGAGAGAGUGACAAAAAAAAAAAAAAAACAGUUUUAUUCGGAUUAAGCUUUACAAACUGAAGCCAUCACCAUGAAAAGAGUUCCAAGAACACAAGCAGAGGCUCUGAUAAAAUGGAAGAACAGCUUGGCCAUGGAAAGAUCAACUCUGGAUUCAUGGUCCAACAACAAUAUCAACAAUCUCUGCAACUGGACUAAUGUUGUCUGCGAUGGCUCCACUAGUGAAAUCUCACAAAUAGACCUCUCAAACUUGAAACUGAUUGGAACACUGGAGCAGUUCAACUUCUCUCCAUUCCUUAACAUCACCGUCUUCAACCUCAACAAAUGCAAUCUCUCUGGUUCGAUACCACCAGCCAUUGGUAAUCUCACCAAGCUCACUUUGUUGGACUUGAGUGACAAUCAUAUUAAAGGACAAAUACCAGUGGAGAUAAGCCGGUUAACAGAGCUUCAAUAUCUCAGUCUGUUCAACAAUUUUCUUGAGGGGCUAAUCCCUUACCAGAUCAGCAAUCUACCAAAGGUAUGGUACUUAUCCCUUGGAGCAAACAAUUUGGAGAAUUCUGAGUGGUCAAAAUUUUCAAGCAUGCCUUCUUUGACCUACCUUGAUAUUUAUUUGAAUCUGUUUAAUUCAACAUUCCCAGAUUUCAUAUCAAAGUGUAGGAACUUGACCUUCCUAGACAUGUCUCAUAACAGCUGGAAUGGUUCAAUUCCAGAGUCUGUAUUUUCCAAUCUGGGCAAACUCCAAUCUUUCAAUCUCACUUAUAAUCAAUUUAAGGGACCUUUGUCAUCAAACAUUUCAAAGCUUUCUCAGCUCACACACCUUCAUUUGCCAAAUAACUUUCUCAGUGGUGAAAUUCCUGAAGGAAUUGGUCUCCUACAAAAUGUUGAGGUUAUUGAACUGUAUAACAACUCCUUUAGUGGGAGUAUUCCUUCUUCUAUUGGCCAACUCAAGAAUCUCUUACGUCUUGAUCUUCGCAUGAAUUUGUUAAACUCAACAAUUCCUUCUGCGCUUGGUUCUUGCACUAAGCUCGUUUACUUGGCUUUGGAUGCAAAUAGACUCGUUGGGAAUUUGCCUUUGUCAUUAUCCAAUCUUAAUAGUGUCACAGAACUUGGCUUAGCAGAUAAUAAACUUUCUGGCCCUCUCUCCUCUGCCUUGAUCUCCAAUUGGACUGCUCUCACCACACUACAAUUUCAAAACAACAGCCUCAGUGGGCAAAUGCCUAAAGAAAUUGGGCUAUUGACAAAUCUUACCUUGCUUUUCCUAUACCAAAAUAACUUCGGUGGUCCAAUUCCCUCAGAGAUUGGAAACUUGAAGGCACUAGCAAAGUUGGAUCUUUCUGAGAACCAUCUCACCGGUCCAAUUCCAUCUUCUUUAUGGAACCUCAGAAACCUCUUCACUGUGCAACUCUUCUACAACAAUCUGGUUGGAACCAUCCCACCAGAGAUUGGAAAUCUAGAAUCACUGUCAACUUUUGAUGUUAACACCAACAGACUCUCAGGAGAGUUGCCGGUUAACAUUUCCAGCCUCAGCAACUUGGAGAGGUUCUCUGUUUUUAUCAAUAACUUCACAGGAACAAUCCCUAGAGACUUUGGGAAGAACAGUCCUAAGUUGACAGACAUUAGCUUUUCAAACAACUCAUUUUCCGGAAAGUUGCCACCAUAUUUGUGUAAUGGGUUCAAGCUAGUGACUUUGACUGUAAACAACAACAGCUUCACAGGACCAUUGCCCCAAUGCUUGAGAAAAUGCACCAAUUUGAAGAGAGUAAGGCUUGAUCAAAACAAAUUCAAUGGGAACAUAACAAAUGCUUUUGGUGUGCAUCCCGAUCUUGAUGCGAUCUUUCUUAGCGACAAUUCAUUCGUUGGUCAAUUAUCACCACAAUGGGGAGACUGUAGAAAUCUCACUAAUUUACAAGUGGGAAGAAAUAAAAUUUCAGGUAAGAUACCACCUGAAAUUGGAAAGUUAACCAAGUUGCAUGGCUUGAGUUUGGAAUCAAAUGGCUUGAGUGGAGAAAUUCCUGCUGAAUUGGGAAAUCUAAGCCAACUGUACAUACUCAAUCUCAGUAACAAUCACUUGAUAGGGAAAAUACCUCAAAGUCUAGCCAAUAUAACUGGUAAUCUGGACACUCUUGAUUUAUCGGCAAACAAUUUGACAGGGGAGAUACCAGAGUGGCUUAGUAGUUGUAAAAGCUUGUCCUCUUUGAACCUUAGCCACAACAUACUCUCAGGUAAGAUACCAUCAGAGCUUGGCAACUUGGUCUCUUUGCACUAUGUAUUGGAUCUCAGCAGCAAUUUACUUUCUGAAGAGAUACCCUCGAGCCUCUUCAAGCUUACAAUGUUGGAAAUUCUCAACAUCUCUCAUAACUAUUUGUCAGGUGGUAUUCCACAAUCACUUUCCAACCUAGUAAGUAUACGUUGCAUAGAUUUUUCUUACAACAACCUGACGGGUCCGAUCCCGACUGGAGGCAUUUUCCAGAAUGCAAUAAAAAGUGUUUAUGAUGGAAAUCUUGGUUUGUGUGGAAACGUUACGGGACUUGAGCCCUGCAAACGACAUACCAAGAAAAGUAACGAUGUUCUUCUUUUAGUCAUUGGUCUCUCUUGUGGGCUGGUAGUGUUUGUUACUGCCAUUGUUAUCACUCUCUUAUUGUGUCAUAAAUUCAAAGUGUUGGAUAAGCACAGAAAAAGUGCCAACCAAAAUGACACGCAUGAGACACUGAUAUGGAAGAAGGAAGCAAAAUUCACGUUCAGAGAAAUCAUGGAGGCAACCGAAGACUUUGACGACAAGUAUUGCAUUGGGAAAGGAGGCUUCGGCACCGUUUACAAGGCUAUAUUGAGAUCACAUGAGCUAGUUCUUGCGGUUAAGCGGUUGCAUAUGCAAGACUCGAGUGAUAUUCCAGAAGUUAGUCGCAUAAGUUUUCAGAAUGAGAUCCGAACUCUAACCGAAGUCCGACAUCGGAACAUCGUAAAGCUUUACGGGUUUUGUUCAAGAAAGGGUGGCUUGUACUUGGUGUAUCAAUAUGCAAACAGGGGCAGCCUUGCUAAAGUAUUAAAUGGCUCAACAAAUCUUGAUUGGGAUUCAAGGGUGAAGAUAGUUCAAGGAUUGGCCCAUGCAAUCUCAUACUUGCACCACGACUGUUCUCCACCAAUAGUCCACCGCGAUGUGUCCUUAAGCAACGUACUACUCUGCUCAGAUUUUGUUCCAAUACUGUCAGACUUUGGCACGGCUCGGUUGCUGAUCCCUGACUUGUCUAUCUGGACAAAUGUAGCAGGGUCUUAUGGCUACAUGGCUCCAGAGCUAGCUUUAACCAUGCGUGUGACAGAAAAGUGUGAUGUCUACAGUUUUGGAGUGGUGGCUUUGGAAAUUAUGAUGGGAAAGCACCCAGGAGAACUGUUGGAAUCUUUAUCAUCAACUCGGUCUAAAGCAUUGUUUGAGAAUAUGCUUUUAAAAGAUGUGUUAGAUCAACGGCUGUUACCUCCCACUGGGAGAUUAUCAAUGGUUGUGGUGUUAGUGGUGAGCUUGGCGCUGUCAUGUACUAGAAGUAGACCAGAGUCAAGACCCAGCAUGCAUUUUGUGGCCCAAGAAUUGUCGACCAAGAGUAGAGCUUCCAUGAUCUCUGAGCCAUUGAGGACGAUUACGAUUGAGAAGCUUGCUGCACUUCAAUAUCAGUAGUGGAAACAAUAAAUAUUUAUUUAAGUAUGAUGUUAUUCUACUAAUUAGUUAAUGUUUCUACUACUUGUUUCACAAGAUCAUAUAGUUCUGUAGUAAUUUUAGUUUUCUUUUUACUCAUCACUUGUAUACAAACUGCAAUAUUUAUUUCUGAUCGAAGAAAAAAAACAGAGGACUUUGUUGUUUU
Humulus lupulus (European hop) is the source of this 4092-nucleotide messenger RNA. Its product is annotated as MDIS1-interacting receptor like kinase 2-like. The transcript is spliced from 4 exons. Gene Ontology annotation, cellular component: plasma membrane. Gene Ontology annotation, molecular function: ATP binding; protein kinase activity; protein binding. Gene Ontology annotation, biological process: hormone-mediated signaling pathway; protein phosphorylation. The record is from RefSeq and is a predicted model, not a curated record. NCBI's taxonomy places the organism in Eukaryota, Viridiplantae, Streptophyta, Magnoliopsida, Rosales, Cannabaceae. The coding region runs from base 318 to 3908 and encodes 1196 amino acids.